AGCGGGGCCGGGACUCGGGGGGUGCACCCCGGGCCAGCGCCCAGGACAGGUGCCGACGACAGGGGCGGAGGGCGAAGGCUUCGGGAGCAGCUCCUGUGCCAGAGGGAUGCCGAGUCCGGAGGGGGAAGCCCAGCCAGGCCUCCUGUUCGCUCCUCUCCUCCCUUCCCCUCCGUCGCCCCAGCGCGGGUUCAGGCUCCGGGGAGCUGCGAAGGAGAUUCCGGAGGGAGAUUUCAGGGAAGCCCUGUCUGCGGCGGCAGCGCACGUGAGGGGAGGGGUGGGGACGGCCCUGCCCACGUGCAGAGGCGGGUGGGGUCUCCGAGGAAAACCGGGGCUGUCUGCCUUCCAGCGCCGGGUCUGGGGGAGGCCUGUGUGCAGCCGGCACUCUCGCCCAGAGUGGGCGGGGUCCAGUAAUAGGCCCAGAAGCAGGCUGGGUGGAGGACAACCGCAGGGACCCCUUGUGCUGUCUCCCACACAGCUGCCUCCGGGGACAGCCAGCCAGUCUUGGCCUCCGGUGGAUCCCUGAUGUGGUCCCCAGGGUCUGGCCACUGACUACCCCAGAGAUGAGGUGGUCAUGGGAGGAGCUGGGGAAUUUGGGCCACAGCGUGGCCAAUGGAUGUGGGCUGGGUUUGGGGAAGUUGGGAUGAGUGACAGCCAGCAGCUCUGCUUUCUGUGCCCCACAAUCCUGCUCCCCCAGCCUGCUGGGCACCCACUACCUCUUGGCCUCUCUGCCAGUCAGCGUGAGGCUGUGCCCAGGCAGGAGGACUGCUGCUGUGGAGGACUGACCUCCAGUCCGCCAGGGCUGGGCAGAGGCCAUGGGCACCAAGGGAGAGAGUGUCUCUGGUGGCUAAGGGUUUGCUCCCUGAUGAGAGAGGCCAGCCUGGCUUAUCGUUGAGUCCAGCUGGGAUGGCCCUGCUGGUGGGAGGGGGCUGUCACUCCUCCACCCCUCUGUUCAUUCAGCAGCAUCCAUCUUACACCCUCUGGGGGCCUGGCCCUGGGGGGGUAUGGGAGGCAGGUGUGGGAUCCGUGGACAGAGUGGGACACCUGCCCCUUGGUUCAUUAUUCAUGAAACAGACCACGGGUGCUCAUCUGACAAGUGCAGGUGGUGCAGGAGCAGAGCCCGGGCAGCCAGGUCUCACUGGCCACAAUGCCGGAGGCGCCGGAGGUGCUGGAGGAGACUGUGACGGUGGAGGAGGACCCCGGCACCCCCACCUCCCAUGUGUCCAUCGUCAUGUCAGAAGAUGGCACUACGCGGCGCACGGAGACCAAGGUCACCAAGAUGGUCAAGACAGUGACUACACGAACCGUGCGCCAGGUGCCCAUGGGCCCAGACGGCCUCCCCCUCCUGGAUGGUGGCCCCCCGCUAGGACACUUCGGUGAUGGCACCCUGGACCGGCACUUCCUGCUGCGUGGGGGUGGCCCAGCGGCCACACUCUCUCGGACCUACCUCAGCAGCGGGAGUAGCUUUCCUGACAGCCCCGAGCCCCGGGACAUCCCCAGCUAUGGCAGCCUGUCCCGGGGGCUGGGUGUGCGGCCCCCACGUGGUGGCCCUCUCGGCCCCGGCCCUGGUGAUGGCUGCUUCACGCUGCCUGGCCGCCGUGAAGCCUUCACCGAGGGCCCAGAGCCUGUGCCGCCGGCCGGUCGCUCCCAGCCCGAGCGCUUCCAGGCAGAGCCAUAUGGCUUGGAAGACGACACACGCAGCCUGGCUGCCGAUGACGGGGGUGGCCCGGAGCUGGAGGCUGACUAUGGCACCGCCACGAGGAGGCGGCCUGAUUGUGGGCGGGGCCUUCGCACUAGGGCCUAUGAGGACGUGGCCGAUGACGGCGGUGAGCUGAUGGAGGAGAGGCCCCCAUUCCCAGCCACAGCAGCACCCCUGGCCCAGCCAGAACGGGGCAGCCUGGGCAGCCUGGACCGGAUGGUGCGGCGCUCGCCCUCUGUCGACAGCGCCCGUAAAGAGCCACGCUGGCGGGACCCUGAGCUGCCCGAGGUACUGGCCAUGCUGCGGCACCCCGUGGACCCCGUGAAGGCCAACGCAGCUGCCUACCUGCAGCACCUGUGCUUUGAGAACGAGGGUGUCAAGCGGCGUGUGAGGCAGCUGCGGGGGCUGCCCCUGCUCGUGGCUCUGCUGGACCACCCAAGGGCAGAGGUGCGGCGCCGGGCCUGUGGGGCACUGCGCAACCUCUCCUACGGCCGAGACACUGACAACAAGGCCGCUAUCCGGGACUGUGGCGGCGUGCCCGCCCUGGUGCGCCUGCUGCGGGCCGCCCGGGACAACGAGGUCCGAGAGCUCGUCACAGGGAGGCAGUGCCCAUGGUCAGCACUGGCUGGUCAAUGGUGCCCCACAGGCACACUCUGGAACCUGUCAUCCUACGAGCCCCUGAAGAUGGUCAUCAUUGACCAUGGCCUACAGACACUGACCCACGAGGUCAUUGUGCCCCAUUCGGGCUGGGAGCGAGAGCCCAAUGAGGACUCCAAGCCACGGGAUGCCGAGUGGACGACUGUCUUCAAGAACACAUCAGGCUGCUUGAGGAACGUGAGCUCAGAUGGCGCAGAGGCCCGGCGGCGACUUCGGGAAUGUGAAGGGCUGGUGGACGCGCUCCUGCAUGCCCUUCAGUCAGCCGUGGGCAGGAAGGACACAGACAACAAGUCAGUGGAGAACUGCGUAUGCAUCAUGCGGAACCUGUCGUACCACGUGCACAAGGAGGUGCCCGGGGCUGACAGGUACCAGGAGGCCGAACCUGGGCCCCUGGGCAGUACUGUGGGCUCCCAGCACCGGAGGCGGGAUGAUGCUGGCUGCUUUGGUGGCAAGAAGACCAAAGAGGACUGGUUCCAUCAAGGGAGGAAGGAUGGUGACAUGGACCGAAACUUUGACACGUUGGACCUGCCCAAGAGAACGGAGGCCGCCAAAGGCUUUGAGUUGCUGUAUCAGCCCGAGGUGGUGCGUCUCUACCUCUCACUCCUCACGGAGAGCCGGAACUUCAACACCCUGGAGGCCGCGGCUGGUGCCCUGCAGAACCUCAGUGCUGGCAACUGGAUGUGGGCCACCUACAUUCGCGCCACCGUGCGCAAGGAGCGGGGUCUGCCCGUGCUGGUGGAGCUGCUGCAGUCCGAGACCGACAAGGUGGUGCGCGCCGUCGCCAUUGCCUUGCGGAACCUUUCGCUGGACCGACGCAACAAGGACCUCAUCGGGAGCUACGCCAUGGCCGAGCUGGUGCGGAACGUGCGCAAUGCGCAGGCUCCAGCGCGACCCGGGGCCCGCUUGGAGGAGGACACUGUGGUGGCCGUGCUCAACACCAUCCACGAGAUCGUGUCCGACAGCCUGGACAAUGCACGCUCGCUGCUGCAGGCCCGUGGCGUGCCAGCGCUGGUGGCCCUUGGCGCCUCCAGCCAAUCGGUGCGAGAGGCGAAGGCUGCGUCCCACGUGCUGCAGACUGUGUGGAGCUACAAGGAGCUGCGUGGUGCCCUGCAGAGGGAUGGCUGGACCAAGGCACGCUUCCAGUCAGCUGCUGCUAAUGCCAAGGGGCCCAAGGGAGCACUGAGUCCCGGAGGGUUCGAUGACAGCACACUGCCGCUGGUGGACAAGAGCCUGGAUGGUGAGAAGCCAGGCAGCCGGGAUGUGAUCCCCAUGGAGGCCCUUGGCCCAGAUGGGUACUCCACGAUGGACCAGAGAGAGUGGAGGGCUCGAGGCAGUGCCCCGGCAGGGGAGACCUCUGAGAAGGAACCGUUGAAACCUGACCCCAGCAGGAAGGCUCCUCCUCCGGGGCCCAGCAGGCCCGCGGUCAGGCUGGUGGACGCUGUGGGGGACGCCAAGCCUCAGCCCGUUGACUCCUGGGUCUAGCUUGCAUGCCUGGGCCUGGGCCCAGCUUUUCAUUCUUAGGAAUCUGAUCAUGGGAAGAAGGGAACUCCAGGGCCAGCCUGCACACACCCAGCCUCGGAGCUUGGAGCCCCCUGGCGGCGGGGUCGGCAGUGCCUCUGCGCGGGAGCCAAGGCUGGACUUUCUGGACACGCCUCCCUUCCCACCCCCUUGCUCCCUCCCUAACUCCCUAGGCAGAGUUAGCUGUUUACUGACAUGGUGCUGUGUGCAUGGUGCUGUGUGCAAG
Myotis daubentonii (Daubenton's bat) is the source of this 4097-nucleotide messenger RNA. RefSeq names its product ARVCF delta catenin family member (gene ARVCF). Lineage: Eukaryota; Metazoa; Chordata; Mammalia; Chiroptera; Vespertilionidae. The record is from RefSeq and is a predicted model, not a curated record. The transcript is spliced from 18 exons. Gene Ontology annotation, molecular function: protein binding. Bases 1145 to 3835 code for a protein of 896 amino acids. Gene Ontology annotation, biological process: cell-cell adhesion. Gene Ontology annotation, cellular component: cytoplasm; plasma membrane; nucleus.